Messenger RNA from Uncinocarpus reesii 1704, 1743 nucleotides. RefSeq lists its product as uncharacterized. The transcript has 2 exons. The record is from RefSeq and is a predicted model, not a curated record. The coding region runs from base 1 to 1743 and encodes 580 amino acids. Gene Ontology annotation, molecular function: transmembrane transporter activity. Lineage: Eukaryota; Fungi; Ascomycota; Eurotiomycetes; Onygenales; Onygenaceae. Gene Ontology annotation, biological process: transmembrane transport.
AUGGACGAGGAUCCGUCCAGAUCUCCCAAAACCACACCUCCAGCUCCUGCUGGUGAGCAGCCGGCGGAGCAGAAGCCAGCAUCCAUAGCCACAGAAACCCCUUCAACCGAUGCUGCGAACGUGGAAUCGCUCGAAUUGUCCGAUGAGUCGAGCGGCUCUCCAAGAGUUCGAUCGAAGCUGCGGACUUAUAGCAUAGUCCUGAUGCUCUGUCUCGUUCUCUUUCUCUCCGCACUUGAUCAGACCAUUGUUGCAACGGCUAUUCCGUCUAUCACGAAAGACCUCAACUCCGCCGCCGGCUACACGUGGAUUGGUGCUGCAUAUCUACUUUCCAUGUGCGCUACUAAUCCCAUGUGGGUUCGAAUCAGCGACAUCUGGGGCCGUAAGCUUGGUAUUCUAGGAGCAAUCAUUGUCUUCGCCGUCGGGAGCACGAUUGCAGCCGCAAGCACAAACAUGCCCAUGCUAAUUUCCGGCCGUGGGGUCCAGGGUCUCGCCGGCGGAGGAAUCAUCUCGCUGGUCUAUAUCAUCAUCUCGGAUCUCUUUAGCAUGCGGCAUCGGGCACUGUACAUGAGCGCGACAGCACUGGUCUGGGUGAUUGCUGGAACCACGGGGCCCGUUAUCGGGGGAGCUUUGUCCCAGUAUGUGAGUUGGCGCUGGUGCUUCUGGAUUAACCUCCCUGCCUGUGGUGCCGCCUUCCUUGUGAUGUUAUUCUUCCUCGAUUUGCACAAUCCACGCACGAAGCUCGCCGAUGGCCUGAAAGCCAUAGACUGGGUUGGAACUGUCUCCAUUCUCACCAUUGUCGUCCUACUUCUUCUCGGGCUGGACUUUGGUGGCGUGACAUUUCCCUGGGAUAGCCCAACAGUUAUUUGCAUGAUCGUGUUUGGAACCCUGUUGAUCGGUUUCUUCCUCUUUGCCGAGAAGCGCCUUGCCAAAUUUCCCCUGAUGGAUUUACGGAUCUUCAAGGAUCUAUCAAACAACGCAGUCAUCAUUGUUGCCGCUACACACAGUAUGGCCACCAGAGGCUCGGAGUACUACCUCCCGCUGUACUUUCAAAGUGUGAAACAAGCCUCCCCUACCAAAAGCGGUGUUUUGAUAAUACCCAUGAUGGUAUCGGCAUCGAUUUGCGAUCUGUUAGUCGGCGUCGUGAUCCACAGGACGGGCCGGUAUCGAGAAAUCAUAUGGAUUGGGACCACAUGCUUGACCCUAGGGACAGGUCUCUAUAUCUACCUCGGAAUCGAUACAUCGCUCGCAAAAAUCAUCGUUUUCGAGGUAAUCGGCGGUGUCGGCCUUUCCCUUCUUUUAUCAACACCCAUGCUCGCGAUCCAAAACAAUGUCGACCAGGCUGAUGUCGCAGUAUCGUCGGCGACGUUGGGCUUUAUGCGCAGCAUCGCAACGUCAUUGUCUAUCGUCCUUGGUGGCGUUGUCUUCCAGGGUAGUAUGGCAGCCCAGCAUUCAUCCCUCGUCGCCGCCGGUCUCAACGAAUCCGAUCUCAAAGCGUUUUCUGGCUACGAUGCAGCGGCAAACGUGGAACUGAUUGCUACCAUCGAGGACCCGGUGCAACAUCGCGCGGUGCAGAACGCCUACGCCUUUAGCAUGCGAAACAUGUUCAUCAUGUACACGGCCGUCGCUGGUAUUGGACUAUUGGCCAGCCCUUUUAUCAAGCAGCGUUACAUGAGCAAGGAACACACGGAGACAAAGACGGGAAUAGAGAAUAUGACGGAGAAUAAGCGGAAAACCGGAGAUUGA